AUUUGGCAGCUAGUCCUCGAUGGUGUGGUGGAUAUGGAUGUAGCCUAUAAAGCAAGUGACCCGGGUUCAAAGCAUUACAGUGGAUUUUUUCUAUUUCGUUUUAUAUUACACACUAAAGUUGGACUUAAGUUGUUCUUCAUGUAAUUUUACCGAAAGAAACAAUCUGACUUCAGCCGAUGUUACCUAAUGCUAACCUUUGAAAGGAAAGGGGAACGGGAUUUUCUGGUCUUUUUCAUUUUUCACAUCCACCAGAGAAAUGUAAAAAUAAUGAAUACCUUAACCAGCAGUAAUAGAUGGUUGCAGUAACAGAUGGUGAGACGCUCACAGUUGCGUUAUUUUUGCAUACACAAUAAGUAGGCGGGAUGGCGACGACAAUAAUGACGCCCUAGUAGGCCUUCCCCUUCCGCCCCCCUGUCCCUAAAAUUCCCUUCCGAUUCCCUUUCGAACACUUACCACGCAGGCUGCAGAAUUGAAGUCAGAAGAAUCAGAAUAUUUCUAUUUUCUUCUGACUCCGUUUAUGACCCAGUGAAAAAUAGAUUGUUGGAGGGGGAAAAAAUACCGGAAAACCCGAAAAAAAAACUCUCCGUGCAAAGGAGAGAACCAAAAACAAAGCCAACCCACAUAUGGCGUCGACGCCGGGACUUGAAGCCUGGGCCACAUUCGUGGGAGGCGAGUGCUCUCACCACUGCUCUCACCACGGCGACACCCUUGCUCCCUGAAUUGAUGUAUGCACUCAUGAAGAGAUUAUUAAAUCAAAAAGAUGUUGGGUACAUCUCUUUAGCUUUAGUUUGUAUGAUGGAGUAGACCCUUCUACCUGGUUCUCAUUUCUACUAAGGCACUGUUUAUGCAGCAUGGCCUGCUUUACCAUGCUGGGUCGGCUCAUGCCUUGUUUUCUUAGAAAAUUGUGGUUGUGUUUAUAUGAGAAGGCUGGCUGGCCCGCUUGGUGAGAUCUUCCUUCAAGCAACCACGAUCUCGGCAAACGGGGCAGCCAACCUUCUCAUACGACACAGCAACAAUUUUAUAAGGAAACAAGGCAUGAGCCGAGCCAGCCCGUUUCAUCUCAUUUCCCUUUUUCGCUUUAGGUGUGACGAAAAUGCAAAGAUUGGAGACAAAAUGAUAUACGCAUCUUCGAAAGACACCAUCAAAAAGUCCUUCACUGGUUUAUCACUGGAAUUCCAAGCAAACGAUAAGGGUGAUUUGGAUUACAAAACUUUAAGCGAGGAAGUGGAAAAAAAAAGCUUAGUUAGCAUACAUCAGAACACGACACUCAAGCUUUACAACUUUUACUUUUGGUUUUGUUCACCUGCCGUUUACUUUUCAGAUGGCAAUAAAUAUCAA
Messenger RNA from Porites lobata, 1338 nucleotides. Lineage: Eukaryota; Metazoa; Cnidaria; Anthozoa; Scleractinia; Poritidae. The record is from the annotation of a GenBank genome assembly.